CACAGCCACUCGACCUGAAGAGAGCACUGGUGUGGAUUUCAAUGUUGCUUUUCCAGAGAACAUCGCCUUUUAUCAUCCGGAUCCGCCCCUGAACAGUGUCAAAAUCACUGCCUUGUAUGAUAGUACAGCGGUCACCAUCACAUGGUACGAUGACACAGUUUUCAUAGCACCGUUAACAAUGGCUGCAGGAGACAUUCGAGAAUUUCCAGGUUAUGGACAGAUAGCUUUUCAACAACUGGAGCUCCGGAAAAAUCUAGAAAUCGCCAACUCAACGAUCAAAAUUACCAGCACCAAGACAAUCAUCGUCCAUGUUCUCAACUUUAAAAACAACAGCAUGCAGACUACUCUCGUUACACCGACUGACAAACUGGGAAUAAAGUACCUCAUCCCACCAGUACCCACGAUCGAGGGAACCACUCACCCCACAGACAUGGUCACGAUGGCUGUAACUGAAAGACAGCCAUUCAGACUUGUUAUCGUCAAUGCUGGCGAGGCAAACACGGUAACUAUUCAGGGUGCCGACACAAAGGACGUCACGCUUGAGCCCCACCAGAUUGCUCAGAUCUAUUUAACAGCUGACGGGACAGAGCAAACUGUGACAGCCGUGAAUCCGAUUGCAGUCCUCUUUGGUCACCCUUGCGCCAUCCGGCAUAACUGCACCUGUGGGCUGCUGUACACCACGCUGCCACCAGCCAAAGCAGAGAAGCAGAAGUUCUACAUUCCUCCUAUUCUGGCCAAGGACGCUGAAGACAAAACAUUCAUACUUGUGUCAGAGGCAGGAUCCACCGAAACAGAGCCCUUCAGUACCAAGACGCACUUUGUCGAGGCAGCUGGCACUGCCAUCCUGUACCGCCCGGGCUUACUCCUCUCUCUGAUCCCAGAGACGGAUUUCGGUGCCUGUUUUGUAGUCAACAUGAUCGCUGAAGCAAAGAACUCUGCUGUGAUUGUGGUCCACAAGGAUCUCACUGACAUGGUCCAUCUUGGAAGUCUUCCUUUGCCACGUCGAGAUUGGGAGCCAGUGGAAGGGACAGACUAUGUCUCGACAUCUGUUGAUCUGAUGCGGGACAAGAAUGUCUUCUGGCACUCUUCCUCCAAAAUGGCUGUCUACCAUGUAGGAAGUAAAGAAGGUGCUCUGUUUGGGAACCCAGCACCCGUCAUCAGUAAAUCCCCAGAUUUCAGGGGUUGUGCCAUGACUCCAGAGGCCAUAAAAAUUGGAGAAGUGGCAGAUGGCUGGCGUGAAUCCCUGGAGUACUGCAAAGGACACGAUAUGCAGCUAGUCAGCCUCCCCCAAGCCCAGUUACAGAUACAGGUCGCCAACAAAAUAAUGCAGAUGAAGAACGACACCCUGAAGGAAGUGUGGAUUGGCAUGCGUCGGAGCUCCUACACUGGGGAGUGGUACUGGCUGAACAAGAAGCCAGUCAACGACACCAACUGGGCAGAAGACGAGCCGGGCACGGUGCACGAUGGCCAGUGUGCUAUCAUGAGUCUGGAUAGGACGAAGAACUUUGGCUGGAGUGACGAUGACUGCUGUAAGGAUGCCCACCCCGUCUGCUACCGCAGCCCCAUCCUUUUUCCUGUGUAGUGGGUCAUCUUGUUCCCCCUCAUUGAUUGAUGCAGUUGAUCUGAAAAUAGAUGAGUAAAUAUUAUAUAUCAGUUUACUCAGCCUCUACUACCAGGUUCAAGGUCCCAGUCACCACUGACCAUGUGGCAAUCCAUUGAAAGAAGCUUGCUUUAAAGCUAGCUACCUUGAAUUUCUUGAAGUUCUUUACUUUCAUGUAGUGCGACAUGUUUUUCUCAGUGGUGAAAUUUACCUCACUCUCUUAUUAUCAGCAAAAAGCUAAGUAAGUUAUAGUUGAACAACUUAAACUCCUCAUCCACCAAUGAGAUUCGAGCUUUACUGCUCGUCAUUCACUUUCCUGUAGCAUUCACAUGAAGCAAACAGACGUGCUGUAAAAGUAAAGAGUUAUAUCAUUUGGUCUAAACUGGCCUAAAACAAAAACUGCUGAUGUCACUGGGACCUAAAAUUACAUAAAACAUAAACCACAUUAAAUUUGAUGUUUGUAAGCUAGUCAAAUGAUUUGCGAUCAUGUUUUUUUUCUUGCUCAUAUUCUACCUGAAAGACUUUUAGAUGCAUUAACUUACACAGACGUUUCUCUUUGUGCUUUUUGAAUCAGAGCUGUUUUUUUUUUAAGUCAAAGCCUGUUCAGGAGGAUGUUGGAAAAACGACAGGAAUCAAACUAUUAGGAAAACUAUGGAAGUGUAGCAUUAGCUCUGAGGCUAGCUGUGGCUCUAAUCGUUUUGUAACGACGGCACAUGAGACAUUUAUCUGAUCGAAUGUCUGAUUCUGACUUUUGUUUUUUGGGUUUGUAGGGCACUGUACUUGCCGUUAAUGUAGCAGAUAUGAUUUAGUCAUAGCUUUAAAUAAGCGUGAUUGUUACUGAAUCAUUAAA
Messenger RNA from Larimichthys crocea (large yellow croaker), 2450 nucleotides. RefSeq lists its product as uncharacterized. Bases 179 to 1582 code for a protein of 467 amino acids. The record is from RefSeq and is a predicted model, not a curated record. Lineage: Eukaryota; Metazoa; Chordata; Actinopteri; Sciaenidae. The transcript is spliced from 2 exons.